AUGCCAAUCAUACAAUCGUGCUGUUGUUGGCGAAGCCUUCGCAAGGGCUGCUACGCUUCAGCCCUCUACACAAUGGCCUACUUUGCAGUCACCAUAGUGACAAUGUGUCACUUCAUUGACGUGGAGCGUCGGUACCUCACCGGCGCCAUGAGCGAGCCCGAGUCGGAGAGCUUUUUAGAACCCGAAAAGAUAACACCUAUAACCGUGACUCUGAACAUCACAUUGCUGGCUUGCAGUAUAAUGGGGCUCAUCUCUUGCAUUCUGCUCAUAGUUGGCGUAUAUAAGGACAUAAAAUUUAUGCUGCUACCGUGGAUCUUCUCUAUGGCCCUGGAGACUCUGGUGGAAGUCGUCAACUUUAUCUACCUGUUCUACUUGCAGACACUCAAUUUCAAUCCAAUAAUAUCGUUUUUAUUCACACUGGACUUUUUCAUCAUCAUGCUGAACAUCUACGCCAUGGUGUGCGUGAUUUCGCAACUGCAAGAAUAUUUUGAAGGGCGUGGGACGGUUGCUUUUGACAAUUCUGAUAGGCUGGCAGUAGUGCAAUAUACUGCAGCAGCCCAGCAUACUACUACCACGAGCUCAGCACCGAGUGGCCGCCGACGUUCAACCGCAAGACCUCUACCAAGCCGUUGCGACCCUGAGGAGUUCUCCGAAGCACCGACCAGAGCUAUGCGUAAUCUAUCGAAGUCAUCCCGUUCAGCCGUAAAGAAGCACGUGAAGUUCCCAGAUGAAAGCUGCAUCGAGGAGGGCACUGAGAUGCCUGAGCGUUCGACACAAACGAAUUCUCCGGUGAUGAGUUCGCUGUGGAUGGAGUUGGAGUCGGAUCAGCAGGUGCCGGAACGCUGA
Pararge aegeria (speckled wood butterfly) is the source of this 846-nucleotide messenger RNA. RefSeq lists its product as uncharacterized. Lineage: Eukaryota; Metazoa; Arthropoda; Insecta; Lepidoptera; Nymphalidae. The record is from RefSeq and is a predicted model, not a curated record. The coding region runs from base 1 to 846 and encodes 281 amino acids. The transcript has 9 exons.